AUGUACAGCCUGAUGAUGGAGGGCGAGCUGCAGAGCCCGGGCCACCCGGUCAGUGCCGCCGGCAACGGUACCCCGGUGCCCGCGGGCGGCACGAACGGCAAAGUGAGCGGCGAGCGGGUCAAGCGGCCGAUGAACGCGUUCAUGGUGUGGUCCCGGGGUCAGCGCCGCAAGAUGGCUCAGGAAAAUCCGAAGAUGCACAACUCGGAGAUCAGCAAGCGGCUGGGGGCGGAGUGGAAACUCAUGUCUGAGGCGGAGAAGCGCCCGUUCAUCGACGAAGCCAAGCGGCUGCGGGCGCUGCACAUGAAGGAGCACCCGGAUUAUAAAUACCGGCCCCGCCGCAAGACCAAGACACUCCUCAAGAAGGACAAGUACUCGCUGCCCGCCGGCUUACUCUCCCCUGGCCCCGGGGCUCUCAGCUCCCCCCCGGGCUUGAACCAGCGGCUGGACGGAGCGGGCGCCUACGCUCACAUGAACGGCUGGGCGAACGGCGCCUACCCGGGCUCGGCGGCGGCGGCGGCGGCAGCGGCGGCGGUCAUGAUGCAGGACCCCCUCGCCUACAGCCAGCACCCGGCGCUGGCGGCGGCAGGAGCGGCGGCUGCGGGAGGCGGCGGAGCAGGGGGCGCCGCCGGCGGCGGGAACGGCGCCGGCGGGACACCGGGCCACCACCACCAUCACCACCACCACCACCACCCGCAGCAGCUGCACCGCUACGACAUGUCCCUCCAGUACAGCCCCAUCAGCACACAGGGCUACAUGAGCGGCUCGCCCUCCUACAGCCCCAUCCCGUCCGGUUACAGCCACCAGGGAGCUGCCAGUCUCUCCCUGGGCUCGAUGGUGAAGUCGGAACCGUCCCCCAGUCCGCCGGUCAGCUCGCAUUCCAGACCCCCUUGCUCCGGGGACCUGAGAGAGAUGAUUAGCAUGUAUUUGCCGACUGGCGGAGAAGCCGGGGACCCAUCCCAGAACAGACUGCUCCCACUGGCUCAACACUACCAGAGCCCCAGCACGGCUGUUAACGGGACCAUCCCACUAACUCACAUGUGAACUCCCAGCUCUCGGCAAUUUGCUUUUCUUUUUGAUGUACUUGUUAAAAAAAACAGAGGUAAAGUCGUUCGUUGUGGGAACUCUCAGAAGUUACUGGUUCUGAAGCUAGCGCACAUAACAUUUUAAAAAGAAUGUAAAUGUUUUAUUCACCGAGGGUUUCUCUUUUUGUACAGUAUUUAUCAGACAGUUGAGAUGAAUGGCUAUAUUAAAUGUCAACUAUUGGAAUUUGCCCAGAUUGCGCCCUCGCGCUGUUUACAUACACUCCACUAGUGCUCCCCACGGAAUAAUCUGAAAUUCCCCUCCCUUCCCCUCGCACACAGUAAGGGAAAUCUUCGAGAUUACGAAAAAGGCAAGAAACAGGACUUUGAGCUUAAUUUCUAAGGCGCUUGAACUGCCUUUAGUUGCAGGUGUGUGCCU
Messenger RNA from Hemiscyllium ocellatum (epaulette shark), 1458 nucleotides. RefSeq names its product transcription factor SOX-1-like. Gene Ontology annotation, molecular function: DNA-binding transcription factor activity, RNA polymerase II-specific; RNA polymerase II cis-regulatory region sequence-specific DNA binding. The record is from RefSeq and is a predicted model, not a curated record. Lineage: Eukaryota; Metazoa; Chordata; Chondrichthyes; Orectolobiformes; Hemiscylliidae. Gene Ontology annotation, biological process: anatomical structure morphogenesis; cell differentiation; regulation of DNA-templated transcription. The transcript has a single exon. The coding region runs from base 1 to 1041 and encodes 346 amino acids.